This is a messenger RNA of Paramuricea clavata, 2386 nucleotides long. Lineage: Eukaryota; Metazoa; Cnidaria; Anthozoa; Malacalcyonacea; Plexauridae. The record is from the annotation of a GenBank genome assembly.
CCGCUGGUUGGAGAUUUUCGACGACUUCCUUGACAAAAUAUAUUCAAAUAACAACUUUGAUGGCAUUUAUAUUACCGGGGACGAUAGCAGCUCACAUUUGUUCAAAUCACUAGUGGACGACUAUUUCCUUACCCAAGUAAAUAAUCAACCUACUCGCGGCAAUAACAUUCUGGACCUGUUAUUUGCAGAUUCCCCGGAGAAAAUAUCUAAUUUGCUUGUUGGUGACCCACUUAUUUAUACUGACCAUCUCUUUAUGGAAUUCACUAUGCGCACGACUAUUCGGAGUAUAGUCAAGAAACCUAGAUCGGUUUAUAAUUAUAGGAAAGGAAAUUUUUCCACUCUCAGAGAGUAUGUCAAGUCUCUCACAUCUGAUGUACAAUUAAAUGAAAUCGUUGACAUUAAUAAUGUUUGGUAUAAUUGGAAAUCAUCUUUGCAAUCCAUGAUCGACCAAUAUAUCCCUAAAAUUCAAUUAAAGAGUAAAAGUUCUCCACCUUGGAUAUCAGGCGAAAUUAUUCACUUGGUAAGGAAAAAAGCUAGUGCAAGAAUCAAGGCUAAAUCUACGCAACUAUCGAUUCACUGGGAGAGAUUUAAAGAACUAAGAUCCCGUAUCAAAAAGCUCAUUUCUCGAAAGCGUAAAGAAUAUUAUACUUCGUUGGUUGAGUCUUUAUACUCGAACCCGAAAAGGUUUUGGACUACCUUUAGCCAGAAAACAAAGAAACACACCGUCCCAGAGAAAGUUUCUAUCGCUGACGGAGCAGGUGGUCGUAAAUUCACCGAGGGUCCAAACCUAGUUGCUGAUACGUUUAAUCGGUUUUUCUUUUCGUCCUACUCAACUCCUGAAGUUGGUAAUCCACAGGUUCACUCCAACGACCAACAUUAUCACCCCUCCAGCCCAAUUCCAUCCCUGUCACAGAUAUCUCUGGAUUCUGUAGACGUUUUAGCAGCAAUAAAGACCAUAGACAGCAGUAAAGCUCAAGGGCCGGAUAAGAUUCCAGCAAAGAUUUUAGUGGAGUGUGCUGAACAAAUUUCCCCAUCUCUAACAGAUUUAUUUAAUUUAUCCUUGCAAUCGGGCACUCUGCCAACGGAAUGGAAACUAGCUAACAUCGUGCCUUUAUUAAAGAAAGCCCCCGCUGAAAAAGUGGAAAAUUAUAGGGCUAUUUCCCUGCUUUCCCUGGUGUCGAAGUUGCUUAAAAGGUGUAUUCUCAACAAGAUCAUUGAUCACAUAGCCAGUAAUCUGUCCAACCUUCAAUUCGGCUUCCUCAAAGGUAGAUCAACAACGUCUCAACUACUCUCAGUUUAUCAUAAAAUUCAAGAAGCUAUGGAUGCCGGCAUACAAACUGACAUGGUAUUCCUAGAUUUUUCCAAGGCCUUCGACUUUGUGAACCAUCAUAAACUUAUAUUCAAGCUUAAACUAUUCGGUAUAACUGGUAAACUACAUGAAUGGUUAAAGGACUAUCUCUCGAAUCGUUCCCAGCAGACCACAGUAUUAGGGGCUACCUCAAUGCCCUUACCUGUCCUAUCUGGAGUACCCCAGGGUUCUGUAUUGGGUCCCAUACUAUUUCUGAUUUACAUCAAUGAUAUUGUUGAAGUGGUCCAUCGGGACUCUGGGAUGGCGUUGUAUUCUGAUGAUAGUAAAUGUUUCAAAGUCAUAAAAUCGUUAAACGACUCGCUCCUUUUACAAUCUGACUUAGACAAUCUGUCAUCUUGGUCUAAGUCAUGGAACAUGGACUUUAACGAGACAAAGUGUGCCAUAGUGUCAUUCACCAGAAAGCACCAUCCAAUUAUUCAAUCAUAUUCACUUAAUGGAUCCGAGCUACGAAAAGUCAACGAACAGAAGGAUCUCGGAAUCCUGACAACCAGCUCUAUGGAAUGGUCAAGUCACGUGGCUACUGUAUGCUCUAAGGCAAACCGUACACUUGGGUACAUUCGCCGUUGUUCUGCGGAAAUUGGUAGCUUAAACGCGCGUCGCACUCUUUACACCAGUCUGGUAAGAUCCCUGUUUUCGUACAGAUCCCAAUUGUGGGCUCCUCAGAAAAUCAAAUACAUAAACAUGAUGGAAAGGGUACAAAGGCGUGCUACAAAAUUUUUACUGAAACUACCGUUUCGCACAAAGGUUUCAUACCAAAAACGGCUGUUAAAGCUCGGCCUUUUACCACUUACUUACUGGCUAGAAAUUCUUGACUUGGUUUUUUACUUUCGUACAUUAAAGGGAGAAAUUUUUCUCGACAAUAAUGGCUUGGUCCAAAUUAAACAACAAAUUCGUAUUUCGCGUCAUAAUAACCCUCAGUCAGGUGUUCUCGUCGAGAUACCUCGUGCUAAAACAAUAUCAUUCCAGAACAGUUUUUCUGUCCGCACAAGGAAUAUGGAACAGUUUAACACCAGUUGA